This is a messenger RNA of Trichoplusia ni (cabbage looper), 1564 nucleotides long. Its product is annotated as probable histone-lysine N-methyltransferase set-23. Bases 317 to 1117 code for a protein of 266 amino acids. Gene Ontology annotation, molecular function: zinc ion binding; histone methyltransferase activity; protein binding. The record is from RefSeq and is a predicted model, not a curated record. Lineage: Eukaryota; Metazoa; Arthropoda; Insecta; Lepidoptera; Noctuidae. Gene Ontology annotation, cellular component: nucleus. The transcript has a single exon.
UUCGUGUAAAAAUGACAGAUGAGUUUAGUUUUGACAGAAAAGUGACCAAGUCAGAAUCAAUCGUGUCUACGUUCGUGUCAAAAACUCAGAAUAGCCUUUCUUAUUUUGGGAAUGAAAUAAUUAGUAGCCUUUAACAGUUUUAUUGACUUAAGUACAAAACAAACUUUACAAAAUAAUAUGAGUCUUGAAGAUUUUACCUGAUGAUUUUGAACAUAUAAGAAAUAAUAUCAACACUAACAACCAGUGUUUAUUUUGACUCAAAUAGUUGUAUAAUUCUAAGUUCCUUGCUUAAACAAAAAAUUACGUGUUACUUAAAAUGAAUGACAAUUAUACACACGUAGACACAGAUGUGUUUUAUAUCACAGAAAAUAUAAUCGGGCCAUUUGAAGAUAGUGAUGAAUAUGAGCAAUUACUUAAUAAUUUUAAUUCUUUGCUGAAAGAAUCUUGCAAUUGCAAUGGGAUUUGUUCUUUAUCAUGUCAAUGCCUUCAGUCAUCUGGUGGGCAAAACUAUCUUACAUACUGUUCAGAUGGACAGAAAAAGUUCAAAUUAAUUCCUAAAACAAAUUCCUGUAUCAUUGAGUGCAAUGACAAUUGUUCCUGUUCUGUAGUCUGCAGUAAUAGGGUUGUACAGACUGGCCCAGCUGUGAGCUUGGAAAUCAGAAGUUGUGAUAAAGGGUAUGGUUUGUUCACCACAACUUUUAUUCCUUCCGGAACAUUUAUAUGUGAAUAUGCGGGUGAACUUAUAACUACUAAACAAGCUACUGUGAGGCAUCAAAAUAAUAAGACUUUAGGAAAGAGUAAUUAUAUAUUUUGUCUAAGAGAACUGUCCAGUGAAAGGCAGCCUAUUGUAACAAUUGUGGACCCUGCUGUCUUUGGCAAUGUAGGCAGAUAUAUCAAUCAUAGCUGUGAGCCUAACUGUAUAGUUACACCAGUGAGAUGUGGGAGCCCGAUUCCCAAAUUAGCGAUAUUUUCUAGUAAUGAUAUUGAAGCUAAUGAAGAAAUAACAUUUAAUUAUGGUAUAAAUGAUGAAGUUAACAAACAGAAUUCAAUUGACCGGACUAAGUGUUUGUGUAAAAGUAAAAAUUGUAUUGGUUUUAUGCCUUUUCAUAGUUACUGACCAGAGUAAACUGUGAUAUAAUGUAUUAUAUGCGAGUGUCUUAUAUAUGAAAUGUAAAUAUUGUGUAAAUAAAGAAUAACAAGUUUUCAUUUUUUUAUUAUACUUAAGAACCCUUUCCAUUUGCUUGUCUGUCUGUUUGUGACAUGUCCCUACCUAGCGAUUGACCAUGCCCAGUGUUUUAACGAAUACAUUAAAUAAUUGGAUCCAUAUUAAAUUUGUUCUAUCGAUAUAUCUAUAAUACAUAAUUUGUUCCGUUUUAGUUUUUAUAAAAAAUGACUUCUUCUGUAAGAGUUAGCCGGCGAUGUACUCUUAAAUUACGCACUUUAAAUAAACAAAAUGUAUAUAGGCAAUUAGUUCCACAUUAACUCUAAUUACUCAUCUACUUUUUACUUAUAAAAUUCAUUAGUUUAAGUGAAAAAAAUACAAUACAAACAUGUAAACCUAGCU